Messenger RNA from Dreissena polymorpha, 1719 nucleotides. RefSeq names its product cerebellin-3-like. Gene Ontology annotation, molecular function: protein binding. Bases 141 to 725 code for a protein of 194 amino acids. The record is from RefSeq and is a predicted model, not a curated record. Lineage: Eukaryota; Metazoa; Mollusca; Bivalvia; Myida; Dreissenidae. The transcript is spliced from 3 exons.
AUCGAGCCAUUAUAUUCUUCUGGGAAGCUUAAUCUCAGCUAGAUGCUACAUCGCGGCGUUCCUUUGUGUAAGUUUGAAAACGUUGUGCGGAUAAGAUAGGCCGGAUUAUCAAGCAAAAAAUUUAUAACGUGAAUCCGGAAAUGAGCCAGCUAGCCCAAAAUGAGUUGAAUGCGCUAAGGGGAGCGGUGGGUCUCCGUCUGGAUCAGCAGGGUGAGUUUCGGCGAAGGGAACAGGAAGUUGCGGCUAUUGCCGCCAGGAUCGCCAACAUCGAGAAAAUGACGCGCCAGUUUGAAAAACAGACAGUCCUUGACGGUCACGGCACGGAGAUACCAGACGGCGGGGUGGCAUUCUCCGCGAGCCUCUCCUCCAAUACGCACUUCCGGUCCGGUGAGACGCUUAUCUUUGAAAAUGUUCUAUUGAAUACCGGAAGUGGUUUUGAUUCGCGAUCUGGGGAAUUCAAGGCACCCUCUGCGGGAAUCUAUCUCUUCUCAGUCACGGUUCGGGCACAGUUUCACAGAACUGUUUCCGCUGUCGUCGAGAAAAACGGCGGCAUGUUGGCGCGUCUAACGUCCGGUUAUGGGGCGAUAGAGCGGGCAACGUCGUCAAUGACGCUUGUGGCGGAGCUUCAGAGUGAUGACGUCAUCAGGGUGCGUCAGGCGGCCGAUACAUCCGGAGAAUACUACGGCAAUUGCAAUACAGUGUUUUCGGGCGUAAUGCUUGAUUGAAGAAAUAUCAUCAAUCUAUCAAUAUGUAUGAACAACAGCGGUUAAAUUACAAGAUUGCUAUUAUAGCUGAAAAAAUAAGUAGGUGGUUUAUUAAGUUAUUCAUGUAAAUGUUUAGUACGUAUGAUAGAUUUUUUUGAUUUUGCAUGCAAGCAUUCAUUUGCAGACUUUUUUGCAAUAUAUCGUGGUAUAGCCUAAUUAAAAUAUUACAAUAGAGUAUAAUAAAAUGUUACUUCAACUCUAACAAACAAUGAUACAGUUUAAGAAAACAAAAUUUUCUGAAAAGAAACAAGGGCAACAGUUGUCACAUUGUAUUCGAGCAGAUAUUUCUUUUAGUCCUAUGUGAUGUUGCAUUCCCUUACAUACUUACUGUAUUCCCAGGCGCCAAAAUAGCGAUCUGACACGAGAUGCCCAAUGUAAUUUUAUGAACAUAAAGUUUAACAUAUAUGUUUGCAAAAAGGAAUUUCGGCACUUCAUAAUAAAUAUUUAAAUACCAUUGUGUCAAACGUAUUGUAGUAAUGAACAUGACAAUAUAAAGAUAUAGUCAGUUUUUGACUGGUCUAAGGGAACAUGGCUUUAUCUAAAGUAAGUAGUCAAUUAUUACCACUAAAAGUACGAAUGUCAAUACACAUGAACUUUAUUUGCAAGUACCAAGGCUGUCUUGUCCGGAAAUAGCAAUUUUGUAACGAUGUUACAUUACCAUACAUUGUACAAUUAGCAAAAUCAAUUAUUUCAUUGUGUACUUGAAACCAUAUUUUUUCUAUAUUACUUACACCAGAUUAUAAUACCAACUAUUUAGGUGCAUAAUAAAACUAUUAAAUUGUUUCUUAAGUAACAUGCCUGCACGUGAUGUGAAUAACCGGUAAUUGUUUUAUUAUUUACUUAAGGAAUAAUAUUUUUCUAUCAUGGUUUGUUGUCGAAUAACACACAGUAAGGAGUAUAGAUGCGUAGGAAUUAAAUCACGAGUGCGAAGCACGAGUGAUUUGAUAACACGCAU